Molecule: messenger RNA, 2217 nt
Organism: Ficedula albicollis (Collared flycatcher)
Lineage: Eukaryota; Metazoa; Chordata; Aves; Passeriformes; Muscicapidae
Gene: FSHR
Product: follicle stimulating hormone receptor
Exons: 10
Coding region: 136-2217 (693 amino acids)
Biological process (GO): male gonad development; follicle-stimulating hormone signaling pathway
Cellular component (GO): membrane
Molecular function (GO): G protein-coupled receptor activity; follicle-stimulating hormone receptor activity
Source: RefSeq, a predicted model, not a curated record
UGAGAAGUCAUCCCCUAAGAGCCACAUGGUUUGUCCCAGCGUUUUGGGCGGAUCUUCCACCAGGGAGCUGGCCUGGGAGGUCUGUGCGUCCUUGCCUUUCCGAUAAAGGGGCCGGGCGCAGAUGUGCGGGCAGAGAUGCCUGCAGCCCUUGCCUGCCUGCUGCUGCUCCUGGCAGGCUGCCUGGGGUGCCAGCAGCAUGCCUGCCGCUGCCUGGGCAGGGUCUUCGUCUGCCAGGAGAGCCAGGUGCUCCAGGUGCCCCGGGACAUCCCUGCCAACACCACCGAGCUGAGAUUUGUCCUCACCAAGAUGAGAGUCAUUCCCAAAGGAGCUUUUGCAGGACUUGUUGACCUAGAGAAAAUAGAGAUCUCACAGAAUGAUGCCUUGGAGGUCAUAGAAGCAAAUGUGUUUUCCAACCUUCCCAAACUACAUGAAAUAAGAAUUGAGAAAGCAAACAACCUCGUGUACAUGGAUAAAGAUGCCUUCCAACAUCUUCCUAGCCUCAGAUAUUUGUUAAUAUCAAACACUGGCCUUCGGUUUUUACCUGCUGUCCACAAGAUUCACUCUCUCCAGAAAGUUUUGCUAGAUAUUCAAGACAAUAUCAAUAUACGUACAAUAGAAAGAAAUUCAUUCAUGGGCCUGAGUUCUGAAAGUGUGAUUCUAUGGCUCAAUAAAAAUGGAAUUCAGGACAUUGAGAAUCAUGCAUUUAAUGGAACAUACCUGGAUGAGCUAAAUCUAAGUGAUAAUCACAACCUAGAAAAAUUACCAAAUGAGAUCUUCCAAGGAGCCAAUGGACCCAUUGUUUUGGAUAUUUCCAGCACGAAAAUCAGUUUCCUGCCAAGUCAUGGAUUAGAACACAUUAAGAAGCUAAGAGCAAGGUCUACAUACAAUUUAAAAAAGCUUCCUGACUUAAGCAAAUUUAGAUCUUUGAUUGAGGCAAACUUCACCUAUCCUAGCCAUUGCUGUGCAUUUACAAACUGGAAAAGACAAAAGACAGAAUUACAUCCCAUAUGUAGCAUAUCUCAGGUAAAGCAGGACUUUGAGGAGAAGCCUGGCAAAAUACUACAGAGAAGGUCUGCAGCUGAAGAUGACAUUUCCAACUACGGCAUAGGAUUUGACCCGGCAGAGAAUGAAUUUGACUACGGUUUAUGCAACGAAGUAGUUAAUGUAGCCUGCUCUCCUAAACCUGAUGCUUUCAACCCAUGUGAAGACAUCAUGGGAUACAACAUUCUGAGAGUCCUGAUAUGGUUCAUCAACAUUUUAGCUAUUACCGGGAACACCGUUGUCCUCAUUAUUUUAAUAAGCAGUCAAUACAAACUCACCGUUCCUCGCUUUCUCAUGUGCAACCUUGCCUUUGCCGACCUCUGCAUAGGGAUCUACCUGCUGUUCAUUGCCUCUGUAGACAUCCAGACCCAAAGCCAGUACUACAACUACGCCAUAGAGUGGCAGACGGGGGCAGGCUGCAACGCUGCGGGGUUCUUCACGGUGUUCGCCAGCGAGCUGUCGGUGUACACGCUGACGGUGAUCACGCUGGAGCGCUGGCACACCAUCACCUACGCCAUGCAGCUGGACCGCAAGCUGCGGCUGCGGCACGCCGUGCCCAUCAUGGUUUUUGGCUGGGUGUUUGCUUUCACGGUAGCACUCCUCCCCAUCUUUGGGGUCAGCAGCUACAUGAAGGUCAGCAUCUGUCUUCCCAUGGAUAUAGAAACACCGUUUGCCCAGGCUUACGUCAUGUUCCUCUUAGUGCUGAAUGUACUCGCGUUUGUCGUUAUCUGCAUCUGCUACACCUGCAUCUACUUCACCGUGCGAAACCCCAACGUCAUCUCUUCCAACAGCGACACCAAGAUCGCCAAGCGCAUGGCCAUACUGAUCUUCACCGACUUCCUCUGCAUGGCACCCAUAUCUUUCUUUGCUAUAUCAGCCUCACUCAAGGUUCCUCUCAUCACAGUGUCCAACUCCAAGAUCCUCCUGGUUUUGUUUUACCCCAUUAACUCCUGCGCUAACCCUUUCCUCUACGCCAUUUUCACAAAGACUUUCCGCAGGGAUUUCUUCAUUCUCUUGAGCAAGUUUGGGUGCUGUGAAAUGCAAGCCCAGAUUUACAGAACAGAGAUUUCCUCAUCUGCUCAUACUUUCCACACAAGAAAUGGCCACUGCCCUCCUGCAUCAAAAAACAAUGAGGGCAAUAUUUAUGCUUUGGUUCCCCUGAAUCACUUGAACUGA